AUGGCAAGAAGAAAGUUAGUGAGAGACGUGCGUCAUGAAAUUGAAAGUAUAAUUGACGAUGAUUUUUAUCUUGAAUUUUCCAAUAAUUUUUUCGACGAGGAAACGGUUGUUUUGAAAAUGUAUCUAGCAGAGACUCUGGUGGUGAUAUAAUUCCAGUAACGAAACGUGUGAGACCAUUAGAUAUUUCGAGUGACAGCGAAAUAAAAAAAAAUUAUGGAAAUGAGAAUACUGCUAUAAAUGAAUUUAUAAAAAUGAACUUUUCCACGGGCUCUAAGAUUGUUGGACCUAAUAUUCCUUUAUAUUGUACAGAACCCAUCGAUUUUUUCAAACUAUUUUUCAUAGAUGCAUUGCUUGACAAAAAUAAUUGGGUUGAUGUGACAAAAGAUAAGUUGACUAUGUUUUUUGGCGUAAUCUUGAAGAUUAUGCCCAUUGCUAAUUUGACGGAUUAUUGUACUAAACAGCACGUUGGAAGCAUAUCCUUUUUCAGAGAUAUAUUUGCAUUAUGUUACUAG
Messenger RNA from Heterotrigona itama, 512 nucleotides. NCBI's taxonomy places the organism in Eukaryota, Metazoa, Arthropoda, Insecta, Hymenoptera, Apidae. The record is from the annotation of a GenBank genome assembly.